Rhopalosiphum maidis (corn leaf aphid) is the source of this 1209-nucleotide messenger RNA. RefSeq names its product ascorbate-specific transmembrane electron transporter 1-like. Lineage: Eukaryota; Metazoa; Arthropoda; Insecta; Hemiptera; Aphididae. The transcript has 6 exons. Bases 267 to 1076 code for a protein of 269 amino acids. Gene Ontology annotation, molecular function: oxidoreductase activity. The record is from RefSeq and is a predicted model, not a curated record.
AAUGUUCAAUGAAAAUAAUAUUUAUCACUCAGAUUUCAGUGUAUACUUUUGUUAUUUUUCAUUUGACUUGGGUGUCAAAAAAUAAGUUGUGAUAAAUACGUAGAAAUAUUUGUUUUGUAUUCAGUCAACAGUUCAUAAAUCACGAUUGACGUAGUGAAAAGGAUAUAAUGCAACAGUUGAUCGAUUCGACUUUAUUACAUUAUUUACAUUACAUUCAUCUAUUUAUCGUUGUAGACAUUUAGAUACUUACAGAUCGGACAUUCAACAUGGUUACUACAGAGUUAGAGAACAAUACAAUUGAAGGAGUUACAUUAAAUAACAUGACUGAACAAAAUCGCAACAACACACAGUCUAAAAAUUUCACUCAUGUUGGUGCAUAUUCGUCAUUGUAUACAAUAUGUCAGAUAGUUGGAUUACUACUUAUAUUUUCUGUAUUUUAUUGGAUUCUCAAUUUCCGAGGAGGAUUUGGGUUUACUGAAGCCAAAAUCAUAUUCAACUGGCAUCCACUUUUAAUGACAAUUGGUUUUAUUUAUUUAUUUGCAAAUUCUAUUCUUCAUUAUCGAACAUUCCGCAAUUAUAAUAAACGAGAUUUGAAAAAUCAACAUGCAAUUAUACAUGGUUGUGUAAUUGUUCUUGUACUACUUGCUGGAUGGGCCUCUUAUGCUUCACAUAUUUAUAGUAAUCCUCCUAUUCCAAAUUUCUAUAGUUUACAUAGUUGGUUGGGUAUUGUUACUAUUUUAAUGUUCCUCUCUCAGUUUAUAAGUGGGUUUGUAUCCUUCAUGUAUCCUGGAAUAGCUGCCCAAUAUAAGGAAGCUGUAAUGCCUUAUCACAUUUUCUUUGGAAUUUUCAAUUUUAUACUGGCAGUUGCUACAUCAGUUCUUGGAUUCAGUGAAAAAUUAAUUUUUGCUUUGGAUAAAGAAUAUAAAAAUUACCCAAAAGAAGGAAUGUUUGGCAAUUUUUUGGGCUUACUGAGUGUUUUAUACUGUGGAUUAGUUGUGUAUUUGGUAACAAAACCAGAAUAUAAAAGAGAACCUAAACCUGAAGACGGUGUGCUGUUAACUGGAGCUUUAGAAUAACAGAUAUCCUAUUUAUAUUUAUUUAGUAACAAGUAAUAAUAUAAUUAAUUUACAAAAAUAACAAGUAAAUAUUAUUUUUCCAUGGCUUAUAUUCUAUUAUAAGUUAACCUGAUUUUGCUUUUGUUUAAUUAUA